Molecule: messenger RNA, 1235 nt
Organism: Schistocerca piceifrons (Central American locust)
Lineage: Eukaryota; Metazoa; Arthropoda; Insecta; Orthoptera; Acrididae
Product: esterase OVCA2
Exons: 6
Coding region: 188-979 (263 amino acids)
Biological process (GO): response to retinoic acid
Cellular component (GO): cytoplasm; nucleus
Source: RefSeq, a predicted model, not a curated record
UUUGCGUAGUUCAUGUUAUUUGUAAACAAAAGCCUUAAAUUAAAAACAUUAGGAUGUAGAUAGCAUGAGAGAUAAGGAGUGUAACAGAAACUUUUAGUAAGAAAUUAAACUGUUGUAUAAGUCCGCAAGGCGUGCUUUUUUACGAAUUUGUAGUGCUGACAGUUGUUUGUAUGGCAAACAUCGAAGGAUGACGGAAGAGUCAGCCACUACGCACUCUCCGAAAAAGAAACAGAAGAUGUCACAGGAAAACACCAAUAAAUGGAAAAUUUUAUGUAUCCAUGGGUAUCGACAGAACGGUGAUGUUUUCAAGCAGAAAACGGGAGCUCUCAGGAAGGUGUUGAAAAAAAAUGCAGAAUUCGUUUUUGUGACAGCUCCUAUGAGGGUACCACCUCUUGAAACAAGUGAACCACAGACAACAGAUGAAUCAUCUAAUCUAGAACAGUAUGGCUGGUGGUUCUCAGAUGAGAACAGUGGAUUUAAUUCAAAGAAACCUUCAGACGUUUGCAUUGGUUUCACUAAAAGCUUGGAGGUGAUAACCAAUGCUUUUAAGGAAAAUGGUCCUUUUGAUGGAUUACUUGGAUUUUCACAAGGCGCAUCUUUUGUCAGUGUGUUGUGUGGCAUGCAAGAAAGGGGAUGUUUGUCAUUUUCUUUCAAAUUUGCGAUUUUGAUAGCGGGCUUCAGAUCAUUGUGUUCUCCUCACUACAAGAACUACCUGAAGACAGUGAAGAUUCCUACUUUACAUGUGUAUGGUGAAACAGAUCAGAUAAUUCCAAAAGAAAUGAGUGAGGAACUGACAUCUUACUACUUAAAUCCGAUAAAAAUGGUGCAUUCUGGUGGUCAUUAUGUACCAGCAUCUGGAAAAGAUGUGUACAUUAAGUUCCUUGAAGAAGGCAUCUGGGAAGUCAUGGAAGAAGAGGAAUGUGAAGAAAAUGAGUCAGUGAGUGGAUGUAAUGAUGAAUCAGAGGACAGUGAAAUAUAGCUGGCAUUCUGAGGAAAUGCUGCAUUGUUCUAUUAAGUGAAACUAUUGCAGAGUCUUUCAAUCACAGUAAAAACUGAUGUGUGCAGGUCGCAUAUCGGGUGCAAAACUGGCUGUCUGGAACAGUAAAAUUGUCGUCUUUCCAUGAGCUGAUUUGGAAUGUAAAUUAAACAAUGUAUCUGGCUCUGUAAUAGUACUUAGUAAUAUUCUGUUUUUAAAUACACUGUUUCACUUUUAAAGACAAAGAAGACUUCUUAAA